CGAGUGAAAUAAACGCGAAUCGGCGUUUCCCGAACCAAAUUCGCGUUGAAGGAGGCGCUGGUGGUGCGCCGUUGUCGCGUCUAACGUUUAGUCCGGUAAACACUUUUACGAGGUGUCGAAAUAAAAUUGCUUUCGUCAGCGACGUUAAAUUUACAAAUCAUUUCCUCGCGUAAAUCAAAAAGCCCCCGGAAGGAAACUCGACUCGUAAAACGGAGGUUUCCGGAUGGUUAACGGCUUUCAUUUGUCAUAGAGCUUACACACCGACAACCCAUGAUUUGAACCAAGACUAGCAUGUGAGCGAUCCCCCUCCAGUCGCGUGCAGGAUUUCCGCGUUGGCAACGGCGGCAACGCCGCCCGCGCUCGCGAGUCCGCGACCGCGGCUUAUCAAUACGCAGAGAAGCGGCAACAGCGCGGCGAUUGCGCCGCCGUGCGCGUUCCUAUAAUAUCCAGCGCUAACUGCGACCGAAAUGACCUCACACACAAUUGACGAAUUAAUUCUGACAUUCGCUCUGGUGGCGUUUCAAUACAAACCGUAGUGUUUUUCGUCAAUAGUUGGUGAUCGGUGGUGAGUGUGCGUCGCGUGGUGGCGCGUACCCGCGGUGUCUACCGUCGUCGUCGUCGAUGUCAUGGACAAUAACUAGGGGUAUGGCGGAUGGAGAGACGCCUGAACGCGAGCUCGAGCAACAGAUCCUGCAGAUCAAGAAGCAACACCAGCUGCAGCACCAGAUCCUGCUGCAGCACUUUCAGCAGCAGCAGCAGCACCUCGCGGAGCAGCACGAGCAGCAGCUCAGGCAGCACCUCAAAGAGUUCUGGGAACGGCAGAAGCAGCUGCAGGAGCUGAGGCAGCGGGAGCAAUUGGAAGCGCUCAGGAAAAAGGAGAAGCAUGAGGAGAGUGCGGUGGCGUCCACCGAGGUCAAGCAGAAGCUGCAGGAUUUCCUGCGGCAGAGGAGGUCGGGCAAUUCGAAGGUGGCCCGUCCCGACAAUUCCUGUUGGUCCGAGGGAAUGGAUACGGGAUCUGAUUCGUCGACAACGAACAACGAUUUUCCACUACGGAAAACCGCCUCCGAGCCUAAUCUGCUAAAGGUACGUUUGAAGCAACGCGUAAUGGAACGUAGGAGUAGCCCAAUGAGUAAAAGACUUCCGCCCUCGCUCAAGAAGAAACUGCUGAGCUCGUGUUUGCCGCCGAGUGAAUCGCCUCCGCAGGAACCGCCGAAGGAACUGAGUCCUCCGUGUGAGGCCGAAGAAUACCAGCGGUUACCGCUAUUCAGUAGCCCGUCGAUGCCGAACAUUUCGUUGGCCGCGCACCACGUGCUCAGUCCUGACCUGUCCGAGGCUGCGGUUAGGGCGGCCUGUACGGCACGUCUGGGCAUGCCGCUCACGGGGCAAAUGUUGCCCGGAACCCUGCCCUUUUAUCCCUCGUUGCCGGCGAUCGAGAGCGAACACGAGGAAACCCCUCUGGAUACAAUUAGCGAAUUACAGGAACCUCAAUCCAGAGGGGUUAUCAGGCCCCUGGGCAGGACGCAGUCCUCCCCUCUACCUCUGGGACACCCGUUGCUCCGGGGACCCCCUCUCCCAGAACCGCCCGAGCCGCCCCAACCCCCGCCCGAGGAGCAGGAGCAGCGAGAUCUCGAGCUCAGGGCGAACGAAUCCAGAAGUAUUCGGCCGUUGUCUAGGGCCUUAAGUUCGCCGGUGGUGCAUCUGGGAACGCCAGAGGGCGUGGCUCCGGCGCUGAGCAGGCGGCGAGCGUCGUCGGCCCCCACCACCGGCCUCGCCUACGACAACCAAAUGCUUAAACACGCAUGCGUAUGCGGCAACAACGCUAUCCAUCCGGAACAUGCGGGUCGCCUACAGAGCAUAUGGUCCAGGCUGCUCGAAACGGGACUGGUGUCGAGGUGUGACCGCCUGAGGCCCAGGAAAGCCACCACUCAAGAACUACAGACCUGUCAUUCGGAAACUCACGCGCUUUUGUACGGAACCAGUUCGAUUAAUAGGCACAAAGUCGACAUGAGCAAACUGAGCGCUUUGCCGGUGAACGCGUUCGUCCGCCUCAACUGCGGCGGCAUCGGCGUCGACACCGACACCACCUGGAACGAGCAUUACACCGCGCCGGCGGCUCGCAUGGCCGUCGGUUGCACCGUAGACUUGGCGGUCCGUACGUGGACCGGCGACAUAAAGAACGGCUUCGCCAUAGUGAGGCCUCCCGGUCACCACGCGGAACCGCAACAAGCGAUGGGCUUUUGUUUUUUCAAUUCGAUAGCGAUCGCGGCGAGGGUGCUGCAAAAAGAGCACCGGGUCAACAAGAUACUCAUCUUCGAUUGGGACGUGCACCACGGCAACGGGACCCAAGAGAUAUUCUACGACGAUCCGCGCGUGUUGGUACUGUCGAUGCACCGGCACGACGACGGUAAUUUUUUCCCCGGCACGGGCGGUACCGACGAGUGCGGCACGGGUGCCGGUACCGGGUACAACGUUAACAUCGCGUGGUCGGGCGGUCUGAACCCGCCGCUAGGGGACGCGGAGUAUUUGGCGGCGUUUCGCAGCGUACUGAUGCCCAUCGCCAGGGAAUUCAAUCCGGACAUGGUUCUGGUGUCGGCGGGAUUCGACGCGACGGAAGGCCACCUGCCCCCGUUGGGCGGGUACAGGGUCUCGCCCGCGUGUUUCGGCUACAUGACGCGGCAGCUGAUGCAGCUGGCCAGAGGCAGGGUGGUUUUCGCCCUCGAAGGCGGCUACGAUCUGCCGUCGAUCUGCGACUCUGCGGAGGAGUGCGUCCACGUCCUGCUGGGCGACAGGCCGUCGCAGAUUUCGCCGGUGGAGCUUUCGAGGGCGCCGUGCGCCAACGCGGCCCUCGUCCUCCAGAAGGUGUUCGCCGUACAGACCGCCCAUUGGCCGUGCCUGCAGGAAUCGGCCAAAACCGCCCUCUGUUCCCACCAAGACGCCCUUCGUAACGAGAAGGAAGACAAGGACACGAUAUCCGCGAUGGCCAGUCUCUCGAUGCAGCAUAACAUGAUACCGUCGCCGCAGGGGUUUCACCCGAACAGCCCGCAGGGCGCGGGCCGACCAUCCGCGUAAAACGACCCCCCCCCCCCCCCAAACUACCCAAAAAACGAACCGAACAUUCCGCGACGGCCGCGGCCCGGCGGCCGUCCCCCAUUUUUAAAUUAAGAACAAAUUAUUGUGUGUUUUAUUUUUGUUAAUAUAUUGAGAAUUUUUAAUAAAAACCUUUAUUUACUUUAA
This is a messenger RNA of Cylas formicarius (sweet potato weevil), 3234 nucleotides long. It is a transcript of the gene HDAC4, whose product is annotated as histone deacetylase 7. The record is from RefSeq and is a predicted model, not a curated record. Gene Ontology annotation, cellular component: histone deacetylase complex. The transcript is spliced from 9 exons. Gene Ontology annotation, molecular function: histone deacetylase activity. Gene Ontology annotation, biological process: chromatin organization; negative regulation of transcription by RNA polymerase II. Bases 622 to 3069 code for a protein of 815 amino acids. NCBI's taxonomy places the organism in Eukaryota, Metazoa, Arthropoda, Insecta, Coleoptera, Brentidae.